AGAGAGGCUGGAAUAAGGAGAAUAUGACCGAGAGUGACCUCGACAGAUAGACUGUGUCUCCGCAGCGGUCCGAGUCCCGGUGUCAAUGUGUUGUCUUAAGCGACAUAUUGCAUGAAACGGGGCUCGGGACCGCAGCAUUUGUCGAAAAAAAAAAAUCCCCACUAGUAAGACAUUCCCAGGUUUCAAUGGAUAGAAAGACCCCCCCGAUCGAGCGUGCGGCUGAAAACGGAGCAGCACUGUAUGCGAAUGGGCUGCAGAAUGGCUUUUUGCAGCUACCAUCGUCGCAGAGCAAUGGCACCAGCAACUGCUGCAGUCGCUACCGAGAUAACGACGGUGCCCCUCUCCCCCAUGACUGUGGCGGCAGUAACCUUCAUCCGUCCGAAAUGCAAAAUCACACCUCGCCUUCGAGAAAAUGCAGAGGCAGGAGAAGAAUCGAUUCGGGCAAAAAGAACAGACCACCAUUCCCAUGGUUCGGAAUGGAUAUUGGUGGGACACUUGUCAAGCUGGUUUAUUUUGAACCAAAAGAUAUUACAGCUGAAGAGGAGCAGGAAGAAGUGGAAAAUCUCAAGAGCAUUAGGAAGUACUUGACAUCUAACAUCGCAUAUGGCAAAACUGGAAUAAGAGAUGUGCACCUGGAGUUGAAAAACUUGACAAUAUGUGGACGGAAAGGAAAUCUACACUUCAUUCGUUUUCCAACUCAAGCCAUGCCAAGGUUCAUCCAGAUGGGCAGGGACAAAAAUUUCUCAAGCUUACAUACCACACUCUGUGCCACAGGGGGUGGAGCUUACAAGUUUGAAGAAGAGUUUAGAAUGAUGGCUAAUCUGCGGCUUCACAAAGUGGACGAGUUAGAUGCAUUGAUCCAGGGUUUACUGUAUGUGGAUUCUGUUGGCUAUAAUGGCCUGCCUGAGUGCUACUGUUUUGAAAAUGCUGCUGAUCCCGAACGGUGUGUGAAGAAGCCGUACUGUCUUGACAACCCCUACCCUAUGCUGCUGGUUAACAUAGGUUCUGGAGUUAGUAUUCUUGCAGUUUAUUCUAAGGACAACUUCAAAAGAGUUACUGGGACCAGUCUUGGUGGUGGAACAUUCCUAGGAUUGUGCUGUUUAUUAACAGGAUGCGAAACCUUUGAGGAAGCCCUUGAAAUGGCAGCCAAAGGUGAUAGCACCAAUGUGGACAAGCUUGUGAAGGAUAUUUACGGUGGAGAUUAUGAGCGGUUUAACCUACGAGGAUCUGCUGUUGCAUCCAGCUUUGGUCACAUGAUGAGUAAGGAGAAGCGAGAUAGUAUCAGUAAGGAAGACCUAGCCAGAGCAACUCUGGUCACUAUAACAAAUAACAUUGGCUCGAUUGCUCGUAUGUGUGCACUGAAUGAGAAGAUUGACAGGGUGGUAUUUGUUGGAAAUUUCCUCAGAAUAAAUAUGGUCUCCAUGAAGUUAUUGGCUUAUGCAAUGGAUUUUUGGUCCAAGGGGCAGCUAAAAGCCUUGUUUUUAGAACAUGAGGGAUAUUUUGGUGCAGUAGGAGCCCUCCUAGAGCUGUUGAAGAUAACAGAUGACCAGUAGUUGAGUUGGACCAGAGCAGACUGAAGAAAAUGAUUGAGUAUUUUAAUGCUGCUGCUUUAGAGAGAAGACCAUGUAAAGGAUGGAAAGAAAGCCAUUUCUGAAAGUUUUAUCUGCUGAAGUUGUAAAUACUGUACUUUCGGUUCUUAAAUAGGUCAUUUAUCCUUUUUUAUGAACAUAUUUUAUAUUUUCUAGGAGCAAUUCAUUCUAGAGAUAUGAAAUUUAAAUAUUUUUUCUUUAUACUGUAAAUAUUUGUAAAAUGUGCGAUACGGCCAAACCCUGCUGAUUUUACUUAUUGUUGAUUGGAAAAAACAGUAUAAAUAAGGACCUAACUGUGAAGAACUCAUUUCUUCUAGAGUGUACUGUCCGUUUCUCUUCUCAUUCUAACUGUAUUUAUGUGGGUGUUACUGCGGUCCACUGUCCAUGUUCUGGCAACUCCAGUGUAUGCAGUAUGAUCUCCAGUAUCUGAAAGAUAAGUCACUUGUUUCCAAGCAGUUAGUUAUCCAUCUCUGCCUUAUACCACUAGAUCUUUAUUUUUCUGCUAAAAGAAAAUGUCACUUUUUUUUUUUUAAAUUGCUUGAAAUUUAGUAUGAUGGACGUAGAUGUUGUAAGUCUAUAGAACGUAUCCAUUUUGUUAAUUCAUUCUUAUUUUAAACAUUUCGUUGAUCAGUGAAUAUGAAUUUCAGAAUCUGUGUUUAGUAAUGACAGGAAGUACUGCACUACAAACAAGCAAAAGGUGCUUGGGGAAGUACAGUUACUUUGCGAUAUAUCUGUUAUGCAAGUAUGUUUACCACAUCUCGUGGCCAUGAGUCUGUGAUAGCUGCCCAUGGCACAGAUGAAUGUGGAUCAGACUGACACUGCAGCAGACAAUGGCUGGUCUGUUUGAUAGCAGAUAGUUAGUCCUUUGAUGUUGUAAGUGCAACUGUCCAUGCUUACUCCUCGUACAUUUCUUUGAUGUACCCAAAGGGGCCACGUUAAGGGAUCAUGAUAGAGUUUCCCAAAGCAUGCAGUAGGUUUUUAUAGUGCUUACGAACUGUACUUUUAAGCACUUAUGGCACCAUUGUUGAUGAGAUGGAAAAACUUGUGGACUUCCUAAGUCAUUGAUUACCAGAUUCUCCUUUUGCUUAGGGAUAAGUUGAAGACUGUUCACUUUCCAUAUUAAACCAUUCAGCUUCAGUUCUUGACAGGAGGGCAUUGAAAGUUUAUCUCAGAUUUCCUGUCCGAAUCAUUGUCACAGCCAUGGAACCCAAUAGUGCGAGUCUUGCAAUUUCAGAAAAUAAGCUUUGAUGCCAGUAUUGAAACAACAGAUUUCAAAACUUGCCUUUAUAUUUUAAAGGCAUUUUGGAGCAGUAAGCCCCCCCCCCCCCCCCCCCAUGCACAUACUACUAUUGACUGUAUAGACUGACUCCAGAUUAGAGGGAUAUUUCAAGGUGCCAUAACCUCAGACUUAGCAUUAUAGUAUUUAACAUUUGCUGAAAGAUCUCAGUUCUGGUUCAUGAAUUGUAGUGGAGAGCCAUGACGAAACUUUAACUUCUAUACUUCAAGUCUCAUAUGAGAGUCAGUAGUUUACCGUGUGUGUGUGUCAUAAAACUUGUCUGGAGCAUCUACCAGUUCUGGCUUCAAAUGUCCAUGCUGAGGAAGCAGGGUUAGUUAAAGCUGAUCAGCAGAAAAUAUGCAAUAUUGUCAUGCCACAGGCUGUUGUACUGGAUGAAGGUUUUUAGAGGCAUGAUUGCUGUGAGUUGACUCUGUCCAGUGGAACACUGCAUAUGCAGUAUUUUUAAAAAUAUCCAAAGCAAUGGGGUUAAACAAAUCAGCACCCAUGAGCUGCCACAUCUGCUGAGGAGGAGAUGGAAAGUACCGCUGUCAGAUCAGACUUCAGGUAUUCAUUGAGGUGCAUCUGUUUGUUUACUGGUUGAGUAAAGACCCUGAAUUUGAUUAUUUUCAAGGUAUCACCUUUUCUGUAAAUUCUGUUAGCUAUCCCUGCUCCAGAACUUGCUUGGUAUUUAUGGAAAAACAACAAAUUUGUUUGAACUUGUGUUAUGUAAAAUAGAGAAACUACUUCUAAAAAAAUAGUGCUUCCAAUGUCAGCCUAAUGGUGCAUAGGAAGGGAGAGUUCCUGAGUGCAGCAUUAGAGGAUUGGGUCUAAGAAGCAGCCCAGAUGCCAGACAGCUGGUCAGAAAAAGGGAAAGGCAGGACAAAUUUCUUCAGCUUACAGGGAGAGCAGUUUUUUUACUGCCUGGCAUUUCCCUUUAGGAGACUGAGCAUUACAGUGACCAGACUAAGUUGAGGGAAUGGCACGUGUAUGGGAUGAUGUCUACAUUGCAUAUAUCAGUGACCUUGCAUAUUGUGUAUCCUGGUUGGGAAUGGGAUUGGCUAAAGUCAUAACCCCCCCCCCCCCCCCCGUUACCAGUUUUACCACCUCCUUAGUGUUGUUCUUUGAAGAAAUAAAAGAAUCAUUACAAGGUGUUGAUGGCUUGGACAAGGAGAAAAAACGUAGCCUUCUUAGUGACGUUUGGCUUUAUCCUCAUAGACUUGAGAGUUCUUGCCUUUUCUAGUAUGAAUCUUUCAGACUGGAUCCAUACAGAUAACAAAGAUUCAUCUGAAUCUCACUUUGAGUAAAUGUUUAUUUUCAUUGAACUUUACUCAUACAGAUUCUGAAGCUUUUUGUUUUUUUUUUCUCCAUACUGGUCGUUUCCAUAUUGCCAUCUUAUGCUCAUUAAACAAAAUUUAUGGGAGAAAUUACUUUACUAUGCUGCAUCAAGACAGGAAACAGUGUAACCAGUGGCAGGAAGGUGAUAUUUUGCACUGAUGUCUAAAACUGGUCAUCCUUUGGGAAAUGUUUCUGUGUCUGUGGAGCAGCUGUCCAAAGUUCAGCAUGCCACUUUUCCCCCCAACCUGAUUGUCUAAAACAGUUGCAGUUUGUCCUAGGAUUUCCCUUGAUAGCCAUUAGUUCUGUAGUCUGCCUGCAUCAACUUCUGGUAGCUGGCUUGCUCUAUUUACCUGGAGGGCUGCUAAGAGUCUGCCAGAACAUGGAUUUUGAAUCAAACCUGUUUGCACUAGAAAAACACAGAUCAUUCACUGUAACCAUACUCGUGGCAAUGGUAUGCAUCUCAGAACAACAGAAAUCACCUGGCCUUAUCCUGACUUAAUAGUGCCACAUUGUCAUGCAACAGCAUUAUAUUGUGUAGCAGAGGUUAGCUUCUGCAUUGUCUAAAUCAUGUGAACAUUCGCCUACAGGUGUUCCAUCAUCCUCCCAGUACUUAACAGCUGCUGUGAGGCCAGUAAUGUUAGUAUAAUUGUGAAACCCCACAAGAAAACUAAUGUAUGACAAAGUGAGUGCUGGCAUUCUGUGUUUUGGGGUUUCAGCUAUGAACGCUGUAUAUAAAAUGAGUAUACAACUAUAGGGCAAGCUUAACGUAAAUGUAUUUUAGUUAGAGUAGUCCUUUCCAGUGCAUUUGUUAAGUGUUUAAGAUGCAUGCCUUAAGCCACUUGUAAAGCUAUGGUUAUAGUGGAAUAGCCUAUUUCCAACCACUCUAGAAGAUGUAGUUAUUUGCUCGUAUUAUUUUUCAUGACGUUUCAUGAUCUAGUAUUGGUUUCAGCUGAAACCACAUAGCUGACACAUUAGCUGUAAACACUAAGGCAUUAAUUUUAACUGCCUUUCCUUUAAAAAAGUGUCUAAAUAUCAGUAUGUAUAUGAAUGUUUCUUUAAUGCUUUUAGAACGCCUGCUGAGUUAUGGCUAGGUUCUGAAGCCCUUUAAUUUCAGUGGACUGUGUUAUCAACAAAGGGCUGCAUGUUUACUGUAGAGAAAGUACUCCAGUGCCAGUGAACACCUGUGUAAUGUGUUAAUCCCAACUCAGUAAUGAAUGCCAGCUUAAUAUAUGUAUAUUUGUUGUGAAACAAGUCGCAAAUGGUACCACAUUAAGUUGUAUGUAGUAUGACCAAACGAAAGCAAAUGUCGACCCUCUGCAUUUCACUGUUUUUAAAACUUAUGUAUGUUGUUACUUUUAAUUAUUUAAUUAUGCAGUAGGUGUGGACCUAAAUGUUCUGUCUUGAAUUUUAUGUACUUGAGCUGCGUCAGAAUAUGGUGUCAUAUUUACGCACAUGGUAUGCUUGCUUUGACCCUUUUAACAGUAGACACGUUAUCACCUGUCUCCACUAGUCAGCACUUUAUUGCCAAAGCUUCAGUCUAUUAUUAUGUCCUCUGCCUCCCAGCUGCCUACCUCAGGCAUACACACACAUUUUUGUGACCUUUUCAGUAAUUGAAAAUCAAUAUUAACACUAACAAAGACAACCCAGUUUAAUAGUUUCUAUGCAUAUUGUAAUAUGUGACUCAACUUUGUAUGCCUCCAGUGGAACAGUCAAGCUUCAGGGGCAUUCUGUACCAAUACUGUGUAGUCUACAAGACCUAUUUCUGUGCUUGCCUUUUGAAGCCAUACCUUGUUCUCUCUGUGUAUCAUGUUUAUGGGCAUUACAUUUAUUUCAUCUUGUGUAGCACCUUUCAAGAUGUAUAGUAAAUAGGUGUAUUACAUUAAAAGUUUGUGUCACUGGAUGAAAAUAGUGUAGGAAACAAGGUAACACCUGCUACUUCUACUACAAACAGAAUGAAAACAAGUGUUAUAUUUUUUUCCUUUUUGUAAAUAAAAAGCAGGGUACUGAAAUUCUUAAUGUGCUUCAUUAGCUUGAAGGAAGUCUGCUGUUUUCUUAAAACUUUGCAGAGUUGUAUCAUAUAGGGCUACCCUUGUAGCACCAGGCUCUUGUGCUAAUCGCAGGUAUGUUUUAAAAUAGAUUAAACGUGCGAGUUUUAUUAAAACACAUACUGAGAAGGAAACAUGAUUUGUUUUCUCAUAAGAUUUACAGAUUUGUCCAUCAGAGCUGCACGCCAAGUGCUGUUUAACCAAAACAUACUUCCCAAAUUGACAUUACCAUCUACAGUGUCAAAAUAUUUUGUUCCCCUUGUUAGGGAGAUGCCCUUUACCCCCCUUUACAUGGAUUCUCUGAACUGAACCACCGUUCUUUGGAAAAUAACAGUUUUCCUAAUACACUGAUUUACAAUUCAGGCUGUACGGCUUUGAAGAGUUUUGCUUUGCUAAGUCUAGAGAUAGAGAUGUUCUUUUCUGAUCAUUAUUUUAUCUUACUGUAUUGUAUUUUAGAAAUCUGUAUAAAACUGUAUCACUUAAGGAUAAAUUAAGCUAAAUUUGUCAUACGCUUUUAUGAAAAUACUUAAAUUCACAGUAUACAAAACCAAAGUUACCUUUGCUGAAUGGAUAUGCUGUAAGUAAAGUUGACAGUAAGUUAUCUGUCCAGAUGCUGUUUCACUUUUACAACACAUAUAGGCAUAAAAAGGGGGAUAUGUUCUCAUUUACAUAUAUGAUGCAUGCUGUAAAAAUGUAGCCCAUUAAGUGCAUUUUUUCUGCAGUUGACCUCCAUUAUGUUACUUCCUUGUGUUUUUGCCUAACAGCCCAAGAGAAAAAAAUGUGCCGACAAAUAUGAA
Protopterus annectens (West African lungfish) is the source of this 7042-nucleotide messenger RNA. It is a transcript of the gene PANK1, whose product is annotated as pantothenate kinase 1. Gene Ontology annotation, cellular component: nucleus; cytosol. Gene Ontology annotation, biological process: coenzyme A biosynthetic process. Lineage: Eukaryota; Metazoa; Chordata; Ceratodontiformes; Protopteridae. The record is from RefSeq and is a predicted model, not a curated record. Gene Ontology annotation, molecular function: ATP binding; pantothenate kinase activity. The transcript is spliced from 7 exons. Bases 186 to 1553 code for a protein of 455 amino acids.